UUAGCCCCCGCCUGCCCUUUUUCCGUGGAGCUCCGUUCCCCCCAGCUGCACGCAGCCUUCCCCGCAAGCUGCGGUUCGGGGUUCCUGGGGCGGGGAUAGCGCGCUUCUCCCGGCGCGAGCCGAUCCUGCUGGGCCAACCCGCCGGCGCGGCCGGGGUCCCGCUCCCCUCAGGGCCCGGCCUGGCCGCUGAGGCGGGCCGUGCGCGGUCCGGGGCGGUGCUUGUGGAGCCGGGCAGGGCCGGGCACCCGCCCCUGGGGCGGGCGCGGCGGCGGCGGCGGGGCCGGGCGAGGCCGAAGGCGAAGGCAGAGCGGCCCGGGAGCGGCGGCAGCCGGCGGGCAGGCCAUGGUGGGCCUCAAGGAGGAGCUGCUGAAGGCCAUCUGGCACGCCUUCACCGCGCUCGACCUCGACCGCAGCGGGAAGGUCUCCAAGUCCCAGCUCAAGGUCCUUUCUCACAACUUGUGCACAGUUUUAAAUGUUCCCCACGAUCCAGUGGCCUUGGAAGAGCACUUUAGGGACGAUGAUGAAGGACCAGUUUCCAAUCAGGGUUACAUGCCUUAUCUAAACAAAUUCAUCUUGGAAAAGGUGCAAGGAAACUUUGACAAAGUUGAAUUCAACAGGAUGUGCUGGACUCUCUGUGCUAAAAAGAGCCUCUCUAAAAGUCCUUUGCUGAUUAGUGAUGAAGAUGCAUUUAAAGUGUGGGUUAUUUUUAACUUCUUAUCAGAGGACAAAUACCCUUUAAUCAUUGUACCUGAGGAGAUUGAAUAUUUACUUAAAAAACUCACCGAAGCAAUGGGAGCAGGCUGGCAGCAAGAGCAGUUUGACCAUUAUAAGAUUGCUCUCAAUACUAGUCGAGAAGGUCUUUCUGCAUGGGAGCUGAUCGAUCUCAUCGGAAGUGGGCAGUUUAGUAAAGGAAUGGACCGACAGACCGUGUCCAUGGCGAUCAAUGAAGUCUUUAAUGAGCUCAUAUUAGAUGUACUCAAACAGGGCUACAUGUUGAAAAAAGGUCACAAAAGGAAAAAUUGGAUGGAACGAUGGUUUGUGUUAAAACCCAAUAUUAUUUCCUAUUAUGUAAGUGAAGAUUUAAAGGACAAGAAGGGAGACAUCAUACUGGAUGGCAACUGUUGUGUGGAGGCCUUGCCUGACAAAGAUGGAAAGAAAUGCCUUUUUCUCAUAAGAUGUCUUGAUAAAAGCUUCGAGAUCAGUGCCUCUGAUAAGAAGAAGAAGCAGGAGUGGAUUCAAGCCAUACAGACCACUGUAAACUUGCUGAGAGCGGGGAGCCCUCCGCCCCACAAAGAAGCACGCCAAAAACGAAAAGAAUUGCGCCAGAAGCUUUUAGCCGAGCAAGAAGAGCUGGAGCGGCAGAUGAAAGAACUGCAAACGGCCAACGAGAACAAGCAGAAGGAACUGGAGACCGUGCGAAAGCAACUGGAAGCAGCAGCUGCUCGUGCUGCUGAGGAAGAGAAGAAAAGACUUCAGACUCAAGUUGAAUUACAAGAUCGCUUCAGUUUGGAGCUGGAGAGAGAAAAAAUGGUAAGACAAAAAAUGGAAGAGCAGGUUGCUCAGAAGUCAUCUGAACUGGAACAGUAUUUACAGAGAGUACGUGAACUGGAAGAAAUGUAUAAACAGCUACAGGAAGCUUUGGAGGACGAGAAACAGGCACGUCAAGAUGAAGAGACUGUAAGGAAACUUCAGGCCAGAUUACUGGAGGAGGAGUCAGCAAAGAGAGCUGAACUGGAAAAAUGGCACUUGCAGCAGCAACAGACCAUUCAGAUGACAGAAGCAGAGAAGCAAGAGCUAGAAAACCAGAGAAUGAUAAAGGAAAAGGCUCUUCAAGUUGCUAUGGAGCAACUGGAACAACUCGAACUGGAAAGGAAGCAGGCCCUUGAGCAAUACGAGGAGGUUAAGAAGAAGUUGGAAAUGGCAGCCAAUAACACCAAGAGUUGGAAAGAUAAAGUAGCUCAUCAUGAGGGAUUAAUUCGACUAAUAGAGCCAGGCUCCAAAAAUCCUCACCUAAUCACCAACUGGGGCCCGGCUGCCUUCACUGAAGCUGAACUCGAGCAAAGACAGAAGAGCUGGAAAGGGAAAAAAGCCACUUCUGAGUAACGACAGUAGCUGACGUAUCGUUUCCGAACAGAAGCCCACUUCACUCUGCUUUGCACAAAGCAGCUUCUCGCUUAUAAAGAUCUUAGUUUGCUCAGCAGGUUGGGCCUUUCUACAAAGGAAAUACUGUUUACCACAUAGAAGUGGCUACUCAGAGCUCAGUAAUUACAAUAUGUGGUGUCUGACAGUACUUGCUGUUUUCCCUCGUGUGUCCCGGAAUUCUGUUGUUUUAUACAAAACUCUUCAACUGAAGAUUUCUGUUUAAAUGGAGCUUGUGACAGAGUUGUUUCUAAACUAGCCUGUAACAGUCUGGCAGCAUCUAACCGAUCAAGCAGCAUCGCUUCCAUUCCGAAACUGGGAAGCAACUGUUUGUUUCAUUGGUUCAGUUAGUAUAAUUUAAACCCAGGAUAAAUCAAUCCUGGAGGUUCUGUCCAGCUCUGGGCUAGAGCAUUACCUUUCCUUCCAUUGAACCUCCUUGUAUUUUGCUCUGUCUGUCUGUUGCUCUUCGCAUGGUGCUUAAGUGCCCCGACGCGUUCUUCCUUCGUGCGGGUAGGCUGGUGUCACUGGGUACCUGCUGCUGGGUGGGUUUUGAGUCCUGUUUUCCUCUGUUUGCAGGAAUCUAAACAAAAGAACUGGAAACAGGCAUGUACAAAAUGCUGCCAUAAAACAUGUGGGAAAAGUAGUCAUGCAAGCUUGUUCUUGUACUGUCUCAUACUUGAGAAGUGCUAAGAAAAACCUUGAGACUUCUUUUCAUUGUUCAAAAGAUGCAGUUUUGACUUAGACUUCUGGAGCAAACAAAUGGAAGAUGAUAGCACACACAGGCCACAUACCAUCUGCACCAAGGCUGUGUUUGUGAAAGGAAGCAGAUUAUAACAUACAACCAUUUUAGAUGCAGCACUUCUGUCUUAAUUGGAGGCCAGAUUAGAAAAAGUGCAAGAGGAAAACUAAAUUGGACAUUUUAACGUUUAGUUUAGAUUAAAAUGGUAAGUGUGCAGCAAUACUGCUUAAAAAAAAAAUUAACUCUCGUCAGUAAAAUAAUUCCAGCAUUUCUAGUAACAAGGCUCCCCAAAAAGCCGCCUCAAAAUUCAAAGAGCCUGCUCCAAAUUCUCUCUGGGGAGAAAUCCAGUUGUUUCUGUAGGGAAAAGGAACAAGUCUGUGAUUUUUGCUUUGUAGAUCUCCCACAGCAGACAAGAACUCAGAAUGUCUGUAUUAUGUUAACAGCAGAAUACAGUUUUAUUUAGCAGCGGACUGAGAAUGAAGUCUCCCCUCCCGAAGAGCAGGUGCCCAUUGGUGUGGCUUGUUAGUCAGCUUUGACCUUUGCAUCUACAGCGAAUAUGGGCAUCCAUCUCAGCACCUGCUUGUUAGUUCAGCUAAAAUGUUAAAUUAUUUUUAGUAAAUAAGUGUUGAAUGUUUCAGAGAGAUAACCAGUGCAUUUGUGUACAGCGCUGUGAUACUUGGAUCUCAGAAGAGCUGUACAGAAGUGAUCUUCACAUUUGGAAGUCAAUAGUGUUUUAUUUGCCUAUUAACUAAGACUCACACAAAUACUGAACCUUCUCAGACAUUUAUUCUCUGAUUAUAUUUUUAUACUAAUUAAUUGAAAUCUUUAAUGUUUCAGUAAAUGGAGUGCUGAUUAGAAAGGCAGGAAAAUCCAGGAUCUUCCUCUUUGUAUUUACUGUACAGGAAAGCAGUAGUUCCUUAAGUUUGCUAACAAGGCAUUUUAAAAACUGUUUGUGUUUACAGAAGAAAUGUGAAAAACCCUGUGAUAGAAAUACUAAUGUAUACAUUGUUAAACUUUGCUAAAGGAGACAGAACAGUAUUUAUAACUACCAAACAUCUUUUAUGCAGUAAGCAGGUGGUGUAUUGGGGCUAAACUUGUUUAAUUUUUCUAACAGUCUUUAUUUUGGACAAAAGUUUUUUUUAAGAACACCAAAUGAUGCAUGUUCUCAUAUUUUUUACUGUUCUUUAGAACUGGCUGUUUAAUAAAGUAAUAUGAAGUCAUUUACA
This is a messenger RNA of Falco peregrinus (peregrine falcon), 4104 nucleotides long. It is a transcript of the gene SWAP70, whose product is annotated as switching B cell complex subunit SWAP70. Bases 343 to 2103 code for a protein of 586 amino acids. The record is from RefSeq and is a predicted model, not a curated record. NCBI's taxonomy places the organism in Eukaryota, Metazoa, Chordata, Aves, Falconiformes, Falconidae. Gene Ontology annotation, cellular component: nucleus; cytoplasm. The transcript has 12 exons.